Solanum verrucosum is the source of this 819-nucleotide messenger RNA. RefSeq names its product non-specific lipid transfer protein GPI-anchored 25. The record is from RefSeq and is a predicted model, not a curated record. The transcript has 4 exons. Lineage: Eukaryota; Viridiplantae; Streptophyta; Magnoliopsida; Solanales; Solanaceae. Bases 1 to 708 code for a protein of 235 amino acids.
AUGGCAGGCGUACUGAUCCUUCUCUCAGCUCUCCUACUCGCCGCCGGCACACUCCCGGAACCACCAGAACUUCCGCCAACUUCGCCGGAGUCAUUAUCAACCACAAUUAGCUGUGCCGACGAACUGGUGGCGUUCUCGCCAUGCCUUCCGUACAUUUCCGAUCCACCUAACAAUAUCUCUGAUUCGCCUCCGUUUCAGUGUUGCGAUAACUUCUCGGCGGCAUUUAUGGAUAAUACUGCAAUUUGCCUUUGCUACCUCGUUCGCAACCCUCAGCUCCUCGGAUUUCCUAUCAGUUCUAUGAAGCUGUUGUCCCUAACUUCUAUGUGUCCCGUGGAGGAGAAAGAAGGGGCGGAGAAUCUGUCUCUCGAGUCUCUCUGUUCAGGUUCAACUACGCUGCCUCCUUUUAGAUCAGUAACAGCAGAUCACAGGGGUUCAAGUCCAAGACCAGUGCGUCCUACACCCCCUAGCUCUCCUAGACCACCAAGCACUCCAAAUCCAGGUGAUCAUGAUAACCCUUCACCUCAAGAUCCACCAGGAUCAGGCAGUUUACCACCUCCACCCUCCGAUGCUGAUGAUGAUCCUAGCCAUGAUUCUCAAGCCACAACAAAAUGUUCAUCAGCCAUAGAACUAAUGUGCAAUUACCGUCUAUGGGUUGCAUCUGCAAUGUCGAUUCUCCUGUAUCUCUCUUGCAAGCACCAACUUAGUUAAUAUUGUCUCUUUCAUGGCAUCAUAAACAGACAGUUUGAUUGGAAGAUAUUAAGUCAGAUCAGAAUUCUGUGGAUAGAUGUAAAACUACUGGCAAAAAGAUUCUUUGUUAAA